UGCUCGUGAUAACGUAAUCGAAUGCAUUCGAUUGUGUGCGUCUGUUUGUUUGUCUGUGUGUGCGCUCUGUGUAUAUGCAACACCCCCGCGUCGUCGUCCGCGUCGCACCUGUCCGUUCUGCUUUUGCUGUUCGUGUUCGUGUUCCUCAUGUUCCUGUUCGUGCUGAUCAACGUGAUAGCUUGACCGGUCAUCUCUCUCGGCUCGCGCUCGCCUGCCGCCGCGGCUGGACCGCACCGACCGCAGCACCUGUUCAGCCGUUCGCCGCACCGUUUCCGUCCGUAAAUCGUUGUCGCCGCACACGGUCCCCGUCCCUUCCUAGGUCUCCGCGGUCCGCCGUCCGACGGGCGCGCGCUAUGACGAGCGCCCACGAUCGGUUCACGUCUUCCCGUCCUUCCGCCGCGAACCGCCGUUCGCUGUGAACUCGAGCGAACCGUCACUACGAUGAUCGACCGCUGCGCGUCGACGCCCCGUCUCUCGCGAACGCCGCCGACCGCUACGGUGGCCGCGUUCCUGUUGUUUGCCGUGUGCUCGGUCUCGUCGCUCGCCCACUCGUCCAGGCAACAGAUUCAAGAGGUUCCGAUUAGCGAUGACACCUCCGCUCACCACGGCCGGUGCGAGCAUAUUACCAUACCGUUUUGCAUGGGCAUCGCGUACACCGAAACCAUCAUGCCAAACCUGUUAGGCCAGCAGCGGCAAGAUGAAGCUGGCUACGAGGCGCAGCAGUACUUCCCGUUGGUCAAAAUCCAGUGUUCGCACGAUCUGCAGUUCUUUUUAUGCAGUGUCUUUGUUCCGGUGUGCACCAUCAUCGACGCACCUAUACCGCCUUGUCGAGCCCUGUGUGUGUCUGCACGCAACGGUUGUGAGGGCAUAAUGAAUCGUUUCCAAAUACAGUGGCCAGACUAUCUUGAGUGUUCCAAGUUUCCUGAAAGUGGUGGAGAUAUUCUAUGUGUCGGUCAGAACGUCACAACUACUUCCCAAACUCCACAAACUAAUCUGAUCGAAACUCAAAACAGUAAAAACUCAUCAGUGUCUGGGUCCAGACACUUCCCUGGUGAACAGGGAUAUUCAAACACUCCUAAUGGCUUUGACAUUGGCUUUGUUUGCCCACCACAAUUUCGCAUUGAGACCAAUAUCAACAAAAAAAGAUCUGAUCGAAACGUUCAAGGAUACUCAAUUAAAGUUGGAAAUAGGGUUGUUAAGGAUUGCGGUGUCCCUUGUGAUGCCUUUUGGAGUCAUGACCAAAUGCGUAUGGCUAGAUCAUGGGUUGCUCUAUGGUCUGUUUUAUGUGCUAUUUCCUGUCUAUUCACAUCUCUUACAUUUGCUAUUGAUACACAUCGUUUUCGAUAUCCAGAACGACCAAUAAUAUUUUUAUCUCUAUGUUAUUUAAUGGUUUCUGUAUCAUAUCUAAUUGGAUAUUUAUCCGGAAACAAUAUUGCGUGCAACAAACAAAGCUUAAUUACUCAAGGUACAGAUGAUAAUGAAUGGUGCACUGUACUUUUUAUGGUGUCGUAUUUCUUCAGUACAGCGUCAUCUGUAUGGUGGGUUGUAUUGACAUUGACUUGGUUUCUGGCUGCUGGACUUAAAUGGGGCCAUGAAGCUAUUGAAGCAAACUCUCAUUAUUUUCAUUUGGCUGCAUGGACUGUUCCUGCUGCAAAAACUAUCACAGUCUUAGCCAUGGGAAAGAUUGAGGGUGAUGUUUUAACUGGCAUAUGUUCAAUGGCUGUUUGGAGUGAUGAUACUGCUGUGAGAGACAUGGUAUUGAUUCCUUUAGUUGUAUACCUAAUUUUGGGUACAGCUUUUUGGAUGGCAGGAUUUGUUUCUUUAUGCCGUAUUAGAAAAGUAAUGAAACAUGAUGGAACACGAGGUACAGAUAAAUUGGAAAAAUUGAUGAUACGCAUUGGUGUAUUUAGUGUUUUAUAUACAGUGCCCGCUGUAGCUCAAAUCUUAUGUUUGGUUUAUGAGCAUGUUAAUCUCAGUUCUUGGAUUAUGAGUUGGCAUUCUGCUCUUUGUAAGGAUAAAAAAUAUUCCCUACCAUGUCCAUCUCAAAUCAGUGAUCCAGGAAGAAAACCUAGCUUUGAGGUGUUUAUAGCUAAAUAUUUUGUUUCAUUACUAGUCGGUCUUACAUCAAGUGUUUGGAUUUGGUCUGGUAAAACUUUAAAUAGUUGGCAACAAUUUUUUGCUCGUAUUCGACCUAAUUCAGGUAAAUCUGAAGCCUAUGUUUAAUUAAAUUUAAAUUUGGUUCAUUUAUAUAUUAAUUUUCUAAUAUGUAUUAGUACACAUUCAUUUUUUAGAUAAGAUUUCAAGCAAACUAAUUUAUUUUAUACUUUUCUAAUGUUGUAAAUUAUUAAUUAAGGAUGGUCUAGUAUCAAUAUUUUCCCUUAACCACUGAUAGCUUAUAUUUUAAUAAAAUAAAAUCAAUUUUGCGAUAUUCAGGAACUUUAUGUAUGGUCUAAUAAACCAAUCCAUUUUAAGAAAAAAUAGUCAACAUUUAAUGUAAUGUAUGUAAUUAAUAAUGCCUUAGGCAGAUAUUAAAAUUAAUU
Molecule: messenger RNA, 2540 nt
Organism: Sipha flava (yellow sugarcane aphid)
Lineage: Eukaryota; Metazoa; Arthropoda; Insecta; Hemiptera; Aphididae
Product: frizzled-2-like
Exons: 2
Coding region: 442-2223 (593 amino acids)
Biological process (GO): canonical Wnt signaling pathway; non-canonical Wnt signaling pathway
Cellular component (GO): plasma membrane
Molecular function (GO): Wnt-protein binding; Wnt receptor activity
Source: RefSeq, a predicted model, not a curated record